CUUCCGGACCCCUACUGUCUAGGGAAAGCCGGAAAUGGUAGCAGCCCUCUUUGAUGGCGGGGAGGAGUCAAGACCGGUAGUCUUUCUAUUUCCGUUGUUUUGCUCUGGAGCCUCCCGGAGUUUCGGAGAGACCGUGUCUUGGAUAGAAUUGGAGGACUUAGCAAAUAAAAAUGUAAAGCGUCCAGUUAUGUUUUUUUUUGAGUUAGAAUCUCACUCUGUCACCCAGGCUGGAGUGCAGUGGCGCGAUCUCGGCUCACUGCAACCUCCGCCUCCCCGGUUCAAAUGAUUCUCAUGCCUCAGUCUCCCGAGUAGCUGGGAUUACGGGCGCCCACCACACCCGGCUAAUUUUUGUAUUUUUAGAAGAGACGGGGUUUCACCACGUUGGUCAGGCUGGUCUCGAACUCCUGACCUCAGGUGAUGCGCCCGCCUCAGCCUUCCAAAGUGCUGGGAUUACAGGCGUGAGCCACUGCGCCCGGCCACUUCCAGUUAGAUUUGAGUUAAGAUAAACGACGAAUAAUUGUUAAGUCCUAAACAUUGUAUGCACAUACUUAUACUUUAAAAAUUACUUGUUUAUUUGAAAUUCAAAUUUAACCGGACGUCCUGUAUUUUCUCUGGCAGCCUUAGCAUUGAGCGUCCCCCUGUCCUGUGCUCAUACCCAGUGGCAAGGCUGGGAUCUUCUAGGCUCUUGUCCAUCUGGGAAAUAGAUACUAAUUUCAUCCAGGCUAUAAAGACCGGCUGUCUUAGUUGCUAAGAUGCUUUUAGCUCCAAGUCUAAUGGGCAAGCUCCAGGGGUCCCCCUGGCCAAAACUGGACCCAUUUUAGGAAUCCCCAUGACGAUGCCCUCUGUGUUCCCUUUCACAACAGAAGUCAGGCUCGGCUGAGAACUAGGCAAGCAAAAUGGUCAAAGUCUAGAAGUAACCACCAUAUUUGGGUGUGGGGUAAACCGGUGUUUGAGAUCUGUGUUGCAGUGGACAGUAUCAGAGAGCCUGAGGUUGUUAAGGGGAGAGCGUAGUGUUAAUCUCACCCCAUGUCUCAUUUUGCGGAUGAGGCCCAGUGAGAGAAAUGGAGGUGUCCCAGCCACUCAGAAAGCCUAUAAUAGAGCUGGAACCUCAAUUCCCAGCCUCUUUACCCUGCUCAGUCCAUACUUGCUGAUGAAGUCAGCUUGCAGCAUUUAUGGUAGGCAUUUAUUAAAGUAGAUGCAAUAGUACAUAUGUAGUACAGAUGAGGUGUUUGGGUCUUUAUUGUUCCUAUACCCCUCUACAGCUUCCUGACCUUCGCCCCAAGGCUUCUUUAGCUUUUACUCUGCCCAGUGGGGAAAAUGGCUAUGGGCUCAGUUAUGGGAGCCUGGCCUUUGCCUACUUCAGCCCUUGGGCUCUCACCACUGUGGGUGGUGUGACCUAGGACUUGUUUUUGUUAUCUUGGAACCAGAAGGGGUGUUCUUGGCAGGGUUGGGUCUGGCCAACUGUGUGGGUAGAAGGGCAUCCUUUUCUGUCCUGCAAUUGGGCUUCAUGGCACAUGGCCUCACAUGGUGCCUGGGGACUUUUCUAAGGUUCCACCAUGAGCCAGACUUUGCCCUCACUCCUGAUUUGAACCUAAACCUCUUGCUGAACUGGUCCUGCAUACUGAGAUUCCUCAGAUUGCUUGCCCUGAGGAUGUGUUCUGGGUUUGACCUGAUAAACCUGCAGCCUCCUAUAGACCCUGACUUCCCAGGCUCCUAAUCCCAGUCUCAUGAGAUAAUGAAAUAGAGAAGACUGGAGGUCAAUGGGCUCGGGGUCAGUUGGUGGGACAAUCAACAGCUUCCUGGCAGCAGAGGUGGUAAAGAGGCAAGGAAGGAGUGCCAGAAAGGGGCGUUGCCCCAGGGUAAGAGCUCAGAAGUGCAGGGGGUGGAAAAGGGGUGGGAUGGGAGCCCACUGGUAGAAAUUACUCCCUCUGUCAAUGAUUAACUCCCAGCCAAAGGGGUGACCUGGGAGGAGGGCCCAGCUAAUAGGAACUUUGGACUUGAGGCAGAGUAUCCAGAGGGCCGGCAUGUGGUCUGCAGAAGAGGAGGACGUGGCUGGGUGGCAGGGCUGGUCUCCAAGGACGAGCAGCCAUGGGUGCCAGGCAGUGCUGAGAGCAGUGGGGCAUGGCUGCAGCCCUGCAGGUCCUGCCCCGCUUGGCCCGAGCCCCCUUGCAUCCACUCCUCUGGCGGGGCUCAGUGGCCCGUCUGGCCAGCAGCAUGGCCUUGGCAGAGCAGGCCAGGCAGCUGUUUGAGAGUGCUGUAGGUGCAGUGCUGCCGGGCCCCAUGCUGCACCGGGCACUAUCCUUGGACCCUGGUGGCAGACAGCUGAAGGUGCGGGACCGGAACUUUCAGCUGAGGCAAAACCUCUACCUGGUGGGCUUUGGCAAGGCUGUGCUAGGCAUGGCAGCUGCAGCUGAGGAACUACUGGGCCAGCAUCUUGUGCAGGGCGUGAUCAGCGUUCCCAAGGGGAUCCGUGCUGCCAUGGAGCGUGCCGGCAAGCAGGAGAUGCUGCUGAAGCCACAUAGCCGUGUCCAGGUAUUCGAGGGUGCGGAGGACAACCUCCCGGACCGCGAUGCGCUGCGGGCUGCACUGGCCAUCCAGCAACUGGCCGAGGGACUCACAGCUGAUGACCUGCUGCUUGUGCUGAUCUCAGGUGGGGGUUCAGCUCUGCUGCCUGCCCCCAUCCCACCUGUCACACUGGAGGAGAAGCAGACACUCACUAGACUGCUGGCAGCCCGUGGAGCCACCAUCCAGGAGUUGAACACCAUUCGGAAGGCCCUGUCCCAGCUCAAGGGUGGGGGGCUGGCUCAGGCCGCCUACCCUGCCCAGGUGGUGAGCCUCAUCCUGUCAGAUGUGGUGGGGGACCCUGUGGAGGUGAUUGCCAGCGGCCCCACCGUGGCCAGUUCCCACAAUGUGCAAGAUUGCCUGCAUAUCCUCAAUCGCUACGGCCUCCGUGCAGCCCUGCCACGUUCCGUGAAGACUGUGCUGUCUCGGGCCGACUCUGACCCCCAUGGGCCACACACCUGUGGCCAUGUCCUGAAUGUGAUCAUUGGCUCUAAUGUGCUGGCGCUAGCUGAGGCCCAGCGGCAGGCCGAGGCACUGGGCUACCAGGCUGUGGUGCUGAGUGCAGCCAUGCAAGGUGAUGUAAAAAGUAUGGCCCAGUUCUACGGGCUGCUGGCCCAUGUGGCUAGAACCCGCCUCACCCCAUCCAUGGCUGGGGCUUCUGUGGAGGAAGAUGCACAGCUCCAUGAGCUGGCAGCUGAGCUUCAGAUCCCAGACCUGCAGCUGGAGGAGGCUCUGGAGACCAUGGCACAGGGAAGGGGCCCAGUCUGCCUGCUGGCUGGUGGCGAGCCCAUAGUACAGCUGCAGGGCUCAGGCAGGGGUGGCCGGAACCAGGAACUGGCCCUGCGUGUUGGAGCAGAGUUGAGAAGGUGGCCGCUGGGGCCGAUAGAUGUGCUGUUUUUGAGCGGUGGCACCGAUGGGCAGGAUGGGCCCACAGAGGCUGCUGGGGCCUGGGUCACACCUGAGCUUGCCAGCCAGGCUGCAGCUGAGGGCCUGGACAUAGCCACCUUCCUAGCCCACAAUGACUCACAUACCUUCUUCUGCCGCCUCCAGGGUGGGGCACACCUGCUGCACACAGGGAUGACAGGUACCAAUGUCAUGGACACCCACCUCUUGUUCCUGCGGCCUCGGUGAUGGCAUAGGUCACAUUUUGGGAGUUCAGAGGAGGCCUACAAGGGCAAGGUCAGAUGGCAGAGCAAGGUUGGUCCUCAGGGCCUCUCUAAGCCUUAGGGCCCCUCCUCUCCUUGGCCUUGGCUGUUUCGUUAACUGUCACCUUCCACUCAGGGCCUCUGCUCUAUGUCUAUUCCCUUCCAGCCAGACUGGCAGAUGGGGGCUUCCCCCUACCCCUGAGGAUGAGGACAAGCCCCUCGGCCAGUUCAGUGUUCCCGUGCUUCUCCCUUGGGCAGCCUCUCUCUUGAGCCCCUCACCCUGUUUCUUUCUGUGAAGCGAGAAUGUCUGAAAAUAAAUAGGACCAUGCCAUGGGU
Molecule: messenger RNA, 4043 nt
Organism: Gorilla gorilla gorilla (western lowland gorilla)
Lineage: Eukaryota; Metazoa; Chordata; Mammalia; Primates; Hominidae
Gene: GLYCTK
Product: glycerate kinase
Exons: 5
Coding region: 2122-3693 (523 amino acids)
Biological process (GO): protein phosphorylation
Cellular component (GO): cytoplasm
Molecular function (GO): glycerate kinase activity
Source: RefSeq, a predicted model, not a curated record